Molecule: messenger RNA, 5306 nt
Organism: Antechinus flavipes (yellow-footed antechinus)
Lineage: Eukaryota; Metazoa; Chordata; Mammalia; Dasyuromorphia; Dasyuridae
Gene: UVRAG
Product: UV radiation resistance associated
Exons: 15
Coding region: 216-2327 (703 amino acids)
Biological process (GO): SNARE complex assembly
Cellular component (GO): endosome; lytic vacuole
Molecular function (GO): SNARE binding
Source: RefSeq, a predicted model, not a curated record
UUGCACUGCGGUAAUAUGGCCCUUCCGUGAGGAGCGGUAGUGGCGGCCCUCGGAGGAAUUGUCAGCUCUCUUUCCGACGUGCUGGGGUACCGAGGCACCGAGCGCGCCAAAGGAAGAGCGGGACAAGGAGGAGCGAGAGGAAGAGAAGGAGAAAGCUGCAGGGCGCGGAUGCGGGAGAAGCGAGGACGCUACCGCGGGGCAGUCCCGCGCUCGCGAUGAGCGGCUCAGCCGCUGCCGCCGCCGUCGUUGCCUUGUCAGGCGCCGGGGUGUCCCCGCUGGCCUCGGGCCCCGCCGCCGCCGCCUCUUCGCGGGCCCUGCAUGUGGAACUGCCGUCGCAGCAGCGUCGUCUUCGACAUCUCCGGAAUAUUGCUGCCCGGAACAUUGUUAAUAGGAAUGGCCACCGACUCCUUGAUACCUACUUCACACUUCACUUGUGCAAUAGUGAAAAGAUAUAUAAAGAAUUUUAUAAGAGUGAAGUGAUCAAGAAUUCUUUGAAUCCAACUUGGAGAAGUCUUGAUUUUGGAAUAAUGCCUGACCAUCUUGACACAUCAGUAUCCUGUUUUGUGGUAAGAAUCUGGGGUGGAAAGAAAGAUCUCUUCCAGCUGCUGAUUGAGUGGAAAGUCUCUCUGGAUGGACUAAAAUACAUGGGUCAACAGAUUCAUGCUCGCAACCAGAAUGAAAUAAUUUUUGGGCUAAAUGAUGGCUAUUAUGGGGCACCAUUUGAGAACAAGGGUUGUUCAAAGACCCAGAAGAGCAGUCUUCUCCAGGUAGAUCAGAACUGUGUUCGUAAUUCAUAUGAUGUCUUCUCUCUACUUCGGCUUCACAGAGCUCAGUGUGCAAUUAAACAGACUCAGGUGACUGUUCAGAAAAUCGGAAAGGAGAUUGAAGAAAAACUACGACUUACAUCCACAAGUAACGAGUUGAAAAAGGAGAGUGAGUGCUUACAGUUGAAACUUUUGGUUCUUCGGAAUGAGUUGGAAAGACAAAAGAAGGCUUUGGGAAGGGAAGUGGCAUUACUGCACAAGCAGCAAAUUGCAUUACAGGACAAAGGAAGCACAUUUGAGACUGAACACCUCAAGCUGCAACUGCACAAGGAAUCCUUAAGUGAGUUGCGAAAGGAGUGCACUGCCAAAAGAGAAUUAUUUUUGAAGACUAAUGCACAGUUGACAAUUCGAUGCAGGCAAUUGUUGUCUGAGCUUUCCUACAUUUACCCCAUUGAUUUGAAUGAACAAAAGGAUUAUUUUGUAUGUGGUGUAAAGUUGCCUAAUUCUGAAGAUUUUCAAGCAAAAGAUGAUGGAAGCAUUGCUGUUGCGCUUGGUUACACGGCACAUUUGGUAUCCAUGAUUUCCUUCUUUCUGCAAGUGCCCCUCAGAUAUCCCAUAAUUCACAAGGGAUCCAGAUCAACAAUCAAAGACAAUAUCAAUGACAAGUUGACUGAAAAAGAGAGAGAGUUUCCACUGUAUCCCAAAGGAGGAGAGAAGUUGCAAUUUGACUAUGGUGUUUAUCUUCUGAAUAAAAAUAUAGCACAGCUGAGAUAUCAACAUGGACUAGGGACUCCUGAUUUAAGACAGACUCUUCCUAACCUGAAAAAUUUCAUGGAGCAUGGGCUAAUGGUCAGAUGUGACAGACAUCAUACCUCCAGUGCCAUUCCAGUUCCAAAGAGACAAAGUUCCAUAUUUGGGGGUACAGAUGUUGGCUUCUCCACUGGGGUGAUAUCACCAGACAAAGGUCACCGUAAACGGGCCAGUUCAGAGAAUGAGAGACUCCAGUAUAAAACUCCUCCUCCCAGUUACAAUUCAGCAUUAGCCCAACCUGUGGCCACCGUUAAGCCUGCUGGAGAGUCUGAGAAAAAAAUGGCAUCUUUGUCCUCUUCCUUAGAUACCUCCUUAGACUUCUCUAAAGACAGUAAGAAAAAGGAAGCCGAUUUUGAUGAUAAUUUAAACAGGGGCCACAUAAAUGUGAACAGUAGCCAGGAACCACAGGAGCUGCUCCUUGGGCAUCCUGGUGCAAUCAAUGGCACUCUCCUUCCCAGAGAGCACAGCAAUGUGGCCUGCAGUGAGCAGCCGGACGAACUCCCUGCCACCAGCAGAGGGACUGAACUCCAUUGUACUGUGGAACAGGCCGAAGAGAUCAUUGGUACAGAGGCAAUGGGCUUGAGCUCAGGGGAGCAGCUGGAAGCAUUUAAUUGCAUCCCAGUGGACAGGGCCGUGGCUGUAGAGUGUGAUGAGCAAGUUCUGGGGGAAUUUGAGGAGUUCUCCCGACGUAUCUAUGCACUGAAUGAAAACGUGUCUAGCUUCCGCCGGCCACGCAAGAGCUCAGACAAGUGAGCAUGGGUAGGGAGAAGUCAUUGACUGGACCAGGACAGAGUGAAUGAUCACAAAUGAAGAUGAAGUUGCACUUAUCCUUUGUAUUAAUUAUGGAGCAAAAUAAAACAAAUUGAGUCUAUUCCUCUGAUGUUGGAAAAUGGGCUUGGGAAAGUAAGCCAGGACAUAGGGUCAGGUGUAUAAAUGGGCCAGAUAGACUUAUACUCUGUUUCCAUAUAUUUGCUUUUCAAAUCUUACAGUUGGUUCUAGGUCUUUAGUCAUUCUUUAGCUUGAAAGAGCUUUUAUCCAGUAAAAGCCACAUUAUAGGUAUUCAUCUGCUUCUGUUACAUACAAUAUUGUUUUAUCCUUGGAUGGAAGAUGAUAAUAUAUAAAUCAUAAAAUGAAUGAAUAUAUCUUUUAUUGUUUGUUACUGUUUAUCACAAGUAACACUCUUACCAUGGUUCAGAAACUGAAUAUCUAGAACCAGGUUUGCCCUGCUCCCAGAAAGAUCCUUGACCCUUUGUCUGGUUGAGGAUUAAGCUUGGUGAUUUUCUCAAACGCAGGUACAUCACCCCAGCAAAUUAUCUCCCUGGGCUGCUGUCACCCAGGCUUUUCAGGUGUCCAAUUGUAGUCUAAAUAAGAAACUUUGAGUGUAUCAGAUUUCUCUGUGCUCUCUUAACAAAUGGUCACACCUUUUCUCCAUUUAAUAUCAGCAGCUUUAGACAUGGCCCUCAACAAUUUCUUUCUUUCUUUUUUUUUUUUUUAAAUAACAGUUAGAUUUUCUAGAAUACUACUUGAGAGGAUUCCAAAUACCCUACAGACUUCAUGAUGCAAUCCCAUUCGUGGGCCAUACCUCUAAUACUUAUGUAGUUGAAUGCUGAGAGACCAAAAGCCAGGCAUGCUUUUAAGAAAUUCACACACCAGGCCAACCCCCUAGAUUUGAACUCCAUGUUAACUUAUUGAAUUUAUAGUCAGAAGGAAAAACAAAGCCCCUGCCAAGUGCUGUAUACAAUUAAAUAGAUGUGGCUUGCCCAGUCCUGUGAAUUUGAACAUUGCGAAUAGCUGGAUCGUGUCAAGAAAUGAGGAGAAAUACUGUGGAUAUGAAUAUAAAGACACAGUUUUCUCCAUUUAAUUUAAGCACUCACCAUUUUCAGAGCUCAGAUUCCAUCCCUCUUACUACCUGUGCCAUAUUCUCAGGAAUAUAGCACCAGGGUUAUAAGCUCUUUAAAGAGAACAUGGUCAUCUUGCUAUAUAUGCUAUCCAAACAAAUAAUAAUGGAGUUUUCUUCCCCAGAACCUGAUUUUUCUUCCCAAGUCUAAAUUUUCUCUUCUGACCUGCACUACCUACUCUGUAGUGGGAUAUCCCCUUAAUACCGGCCAAAGGAAGCUGUGAAUAUGUAUGAUAUAAUGUUAUUCCUUAACUCUUAUCAGAGUUCUUAUGCCAUAUAGAAAAGCACAUACAGUAUGCACUGCUUAGUAACUGCAUUUUCCCUACAUAAUAUCUUAGGAAUUAACAGGUCCUGAAAUACUCUUCAUAUUUUGUCUAGGCUCCCCUGAGCUCCCUUUGGAUUUAUAGAUACAUUAGACUAGAGUAUUUUACCACCAAUCAUUAUUUUCCGUGUAUCUUAUCUCUCAACACACACAUACACACAGUUGUCUUGCAGUAUUAGGCAGAGCAGAUGCACAGAAAUUUAAAAAGAUUCCUAGAAAAAAGCUUUAACUUCAUUUGAAGAAAUCUCAUGUAUUCCAAAUGAACUGUUCUUUCUUCUCUGAGCUGAGGGCAGAAGCCCCUUUGGUGUCCCUUGCAAAGUUUUUUCAGAGAAUGCUCCAUCUUUGUUCUGUCUCAAGAGGAGAUAAUAAGAGACGAGGCUAGAUUCACCCAGCAGCCUCUAGAGAAGGGAUCACAACAGUCCUCUACCUGAGAAGACAGCAACCAAAAACCAGGACCAUCAUCUCAUACAAGACAACAAAAUGCAUGUACUGCAUCAACUUCCCAAACCCGGCAGUAAGUCUUUGAAGUCAGUGCCAAACCCAAAGAUUAACUGCAUCUUGUAUGAUUCUGGGAGCCCGCCAAUUGGGCCCCUGGUACCACUAAGCCAUUGGUUCCGAUGAUGAGAACAGAUCACAGAGAACAUGCAUUCAUGGGCAUUAAUCUCAGGUUCCACUCAACCAAAAGAAGCCCGAGUCACUGUCUUCCCCUCUUUGGCCAUCCUCAUUGUAGCUAUUUGCUCUUUAAACUGCUGAUUUUGAAGUCCAGACCCUUCCACCAGAGCGUUGUAGGGAGCCGUAGUGUUCAGGAGCACCAGGUCAUGGUGGAACUGUCCUGGUGGUCAUAUUUGUUUGGUUCAUGGCUUUUCCAAUAAUGUAUAACUAACAGAACAUGGUUUGAGUUUCUUUACAGUGUCGAUUAUAUUUUCCCUAUAAGUAGAGUAUUUCAUUGUCUUGGUAAACAGAUUUGAGUUAAUUUUUCAUCACUAUAAACUUAACUUUUUCCAAUGCUUUAAAUGGCUAAGGCCCAAACACAAAUGAGUUCUCAUUUUUUAGUUUUUCUUUUCAAAUUUGUCUUAUUAAAAUUACCAAAAAAAUAGACUGCUUGGACAGAGGGGGAGGAGGAAUUGAGGAAGAAAUGUGGGAAUUUGGGUGGAAACUAUCAUGUCACUGUCCAUUUUGAAACUGUAAAGAACCUUACUAAAUUUCCAUGAAUAUUAGAACAAUUUGUGAAUGCUUUCAAAUCAGUACUGGGUGAUACUCCACUCCUCCCCCAACCCUUGAAAUUCUGGAAGCUUUUUUUUUUUUUUUUUUAAAGAAUAUUAGUUUUGGAAGACUGUAUCCAGCUAUAUUUUUAUAGCAAUCUUAACAAUGUCUAUUUAUCCUGACCUAACCAGUUAUUUAAAUAAUUUUUAAAAUCACCACCAAUAAUAAAUGGCAUGUAGGAAACUUAUUUGCUGGUAAUUGGGAGAAAUUUCAGCAUCUGUAUUUAUAAAAUAAAUUUGAUUAGUAUUUA